GAAAAAACACAUUACUCAUUCAGUCCCUCACACGCAAUUGAAAAGUUUCCCAGGUAUGUACGAGUACACGUACAUGAGCGAAGCGAAUGAGGCGUAUACGAAGCAACAGUUGACUCUGACUGAGUCCCCGACACGAGUGUGGUGCUGUACGACAGUUUGGGUGCAGCCGAGAGCUACGAUGCGAGGCCCAGUCAGUCGAGGCCAGGAGAGCGUUCAAUCGGGAGGUGAGAAAGCCGCUGACGUCGAGCGCACAAGAAAAAAAAAAAAGGAAAAAAAAUAUUUGCAGCCAACAAAAUAAAGUGGUGAGCCAUAAAGAGUGGUGUGUGAAGCAGUGGUCCCGUGCAGGCGAGGCGGACCGGCGUGAGUGGUGGGAGGGUGUGGCAGGAGCCAGGCGGAGGCUGCUCGCUCUACAGGGGUGGCUGGAGAAGUGAAGCCUCCGCCCGCCGCCGCCGCCCUUCCCUCGCUGCCACUGAAGCUGCAGCAGGGGACCCACGCGAACCAGUCCCAAUUGUCUCGAAUCAGUCCCGCUGCUUCAUUCGUCCAAGGAGCUGGUGAUGGCGAGCCGUGAAUGGUGCUCUGAUUACCUUUCUGGAUUGAAUGGCGACCGUCACCGAACUCACCGUGCUGUGGGGACGAUCCAAGCUGCGGGGUGGAGGGCCGCCUGAUGGGCGCGGCCUCCUGCUGGUACUCCUUCGUGGUGGCCAUGGCGAUCGUGUUGUCCUGCUGGCCUCAGGCGGCGUCCUCGGAGCUGUACAGAAAAUCCCACAGCGAUAGCAACGGCGGCAGUAGCUACAAAUAUACUAAUUACCACACCUAUGAUAACUACGGCGUUGGGACCCGUCGAAGUCCAGCCACUCCUGCAACCAACCACCGCAUGAGGGAGAAGAAGCUGCUGGACAUUAUCCUCGGAAACGGAACCUAUGACAGGAAGAUCCGCCCCUCCACCGUGGACGACAAGGGUUCCCAGGAGAUGAACUACACGAAGGUCAUCAUCAACAUCAUGAUUCGUUCCAUCAACAAGAUUGACGACUACCACAUGGAAUACAGCGUACAGAUGACCUUCAGAGAACAAUGGAAGGACGACAGAUUGAAAUACACCAACGAGGGAGGGAAAAUCAAAUACCUUACCCUGACGGAGACGGACAAGAUCUGGAUGCCUGACCUCUUCUUCAAAAACGAGAAGAUCGGCCACUUCCACGACAUCAUCCUGCCCAACACCUACAUCAGGAUUUUCCCGGAGGGCGAGGUGCUCUACAGCAUAAGGAUUUCUCUGACGCUGUCCUGCCCGAUGAAUCUGAAGCUGUACCCGCUCGAUACCCAAGUGUGCGAGCUGCUCAUGGCCUCGUACGGCUGGACCACCGAGGAUCUGGUCUUCAAAUGGGAAGAUAAGGAUCCUAUUCAGGUGAACAAGAACCUUCACCUGCCUCGUUUCACCCUCAAGGAAGUGGUGCCCAAGUAUUGCAACAGUAAGACAAACACAGGUGAGUACAGCUGUCUGAAGGUGAACUUGUUCUUCAAGCGCGAGUUCUCGUACUACCUGAUCCAGUACUACAUCCCGUGCUGCAUGCUGGUGAUCGUGUCCUGGGUGUCCUUCUGGCUGGACCAAUACGCCGUGCCUGCACGAGUGGCCCUGGGCGUCACCACGCUACUCACCAUGUCCACCCAGAACGCGGGCAUCAACCAGUCCCUCCCGCCAGUGUCCUACACCAAGGCUAUCGACAUUUGGACGGGUGUCUGCCUCACCUUCGUGUUCGGCGCGCUGCUGGAGUUCGCACUGGUCAACUACGCGUGCCGCUCAGACCUACAGCGGGAGAAGAUGAACAAGCAGCAGCAGCUUCACCGGCGCCGCUGGGACCCCGAGCUGCUGCAGGGGACGAGGGCUGAGGGGGGAGUGUGCGGCCCCUUGCCAUCCGCGCCCCCACCUCCCCCUCUGGAUGAUCUCCUCCACCACCCGUCCUCCUCGUCCUCCCCUUCUCAUCACCACAGUCGUCACCUCCACCACCACCACUACUAUUCGGGCAGGCGUGGCUCUCCUGAAGACGAGUACCACAGCUUUGUGAGAGAAAGGAUGGAAAACGGCGUCCCUACUUUCGCCAUGAGGCCGCUUGUAGGGUCGUUCCGUGAAGGGGGCGCGGCUCCCGGGGCCUGUGAAGUGCACCUGGCGCGUUCCCCCGGCCGCUCCUCCACUGGGAACUGCAUCAAGUUGUGGCUAUCAAAGUUCCCGACACGCAGCAAGCGAAUCGACGUGAUCGCGCGGAUCACCUUCCCUCUUGUUUUCGCGCUGUUCAACAUGGCUUACUGGAGCGCUUACUUGCCGGAGGAGAAGAAGCAGGUGUAGGGCGCUCUCUCUCUCUCUCUCUCUCUCUCUCUCUCUCUCUCUCUCUCUCUCUCUCUCUCUCUCUCUCUCUCUCUCUCUCUCUCUCUCUCUUUCUGUGUAUUGAUGUUCCAAUUUGUAAGAUCUGUGUUUCCCUCCCUGUUUUCCUCUCCAUUCCUUCCUCCUCCUCCCCUUGUGCCAUGAAGGACAUUGUAGAUAAAGCAGAAAUGUUGCACAUAACACAGAGCAAACUAUAUUUGUAAUGUUACUGUUUUAAUCCAUCUAAGUGGUUAAUAUGUGUGAAAAUCCGGCCUGCAUGUUAUAACCACCAGGUGUUUUCAAAUAUGAUUAGGUUAUUGAUAGUCACUAGGGUUUUAGUGUACACAAUUAUGAUUUAUUCAUUUAUUCGUUUGAAAGAAAGGACAAGCGUUAUGAUGCAGUGAGAAGUGGCGGAGUCGCGUGAUGGCUGGAGCGACAAUCAGAGGCUGGCAGAUCCCGCACUCAAGGAAGAGUAAGUCUCCCAGCUGAGCCAGGAAGUGCACCGCGCGUCACCACGGUCAUCUUGGCAACACUCUAGGAAAAUUUAUCUUAUGCCACAGAACCGCUUUAACGAACUAUAAACACCCGAAAAAAAAAAGUGUAUUAUAAACGUUUAUAGUACUGACACGUGUGUGAAAGGAAAAUCUUAUUCUUUUCACCAAGUUUGCUCUGAUCUCAGAAAAACACGACAGUAAUCCACUUUAAGGAAACUGAUUUUUUUUUAUUUCGAUACAGUCACAAAAAGAAAAUAUAUGGACUGAAUUUCGAUGCCGUGUGGUAAACCAUUCUUGAUAAUUUCAUUUUUAUUUUUAUAACAAAGAGUGUCUUUUGUCUGAUUGCAUUAUAUUAUUUCUUGUAUAUCGUUUACCUUCUCGGUGUUAAUGCCACCCCGGCUGUGCGGAGAAAAAAAAAAUCGUUGCACUUUUCACGUAUACUAAUCAAAACGCUUUCAUUAUGAAAUUCUUAGUAAUACUAUAUUUGUGGAUUUAUGAUUUUUUUUUUUUUUUUACGUGAGAAGAAGCCACAUGAAUAAAGUGAAGACGUAAACAUGUUGCGGUGGGACAGCCUGCAGCAGGAAUGCACCAGGUUAGGUUUCUAUAUGAACUGCUGUGUAUGGUGUAUGGCAGGCUUGGUGCUGUUUUUCCUGCAAUUAUUUCCCUAAGCCUACAGCAAAUGCUGGAGCUCACUACCUGGUGCUUUGAGAUUCCAACUCCUACGACGCAGACUGAUGCCUGUCACUUGGUGCGCCUCACCCAGGCAGUCUGUCGGCAAGGAAGAGCUACCCACCUCACCUGAUUUAUUCAAAUACAACUCAAAAUUUCGUAUGUGCAAGUUGCCGUUUCUUCAUAGACUCGCACAGAAAGUAAGGGAGCCGCAGACUGUACCUUGCUGACAGGAAUGUAAGGUGUGUGUGUGUGUGUGUGUGUGUGUGUGUG
This is a messenger RNA of Scylla paramamosain (green mud crab), 3789 nucleotides long. Its product is annotated as glutamate-gated chloride channel-like. Lineage: Eukaryota; Metazoa; Arthropoda; Malacostraca; Decapoda; Portunidae. The record is from RefSeq and is a predicted model, not a curated record. Gene Ontology annotation, biological process: regulation of membrane potential; chloride transmembrane transport; nervous system process. Gene Ontology annotation, cellular component: neuron projection; synapse; plasma membrane. The transcript has 16 exons. Gene Ontology annotation, molecular function: excitatory extracellular ligand-gated monoatomic ion channel activity; chloride channel activity; transmembrane signaling receptor activity. Bases 665 to 2338 code for a protein of 557 amino acids.